Aspergillus oryzae RIB40 is the source of this 1590-nucleotide messenger RNA. RefSeq lists its product as uncharacterized. NCBI's taxonomy places the organism in Eukaryota, Fungi, Ascomycota, Eurotiomycetes, Eurotiales, Aspergillaceae. The transcript has 2 exons. The record is from RefSeq and is a predicted model, not a curated record. The coding region runs from base 1 to 1590 and encodes 529 amino acids.
AUGGUUGAUCACCUCCUUCUGGGUCCUCGACCUCUACUACUUGUACUGCCCCAUUCUGCUCUUUCACAUCCACUCCCUUUCUUUUGCCUUUCCGAUAUGCCUUUGUCUAUUCCAACUCCUCGGUCCUCUCCGCCCUCCGCACCUGAUCCCGCCGCGGCCAUUGUAACAUCCAAGAGACCCUCCGUGGACCACUCUAUGGAAUCUUCUCGUGGUGGCUUGCCACCUCCCUCGACUCUGGCAUUGCCGCCGCCGGAUGUUGGCUUCUCUUCCAUGAAUUCUGUGAAUCAAUCGCUGCCGCGCCCUGCGGCGCAACGGCAGAGCGCCGAUGAUACUAGCCAGUACUGGCAUGCGAAGGCGGAGGAAGACCGGAGAAGGCAAGAGGAAGAACGGACCCACCAGGAAUCGCUGCGUCUAGAGCAGCGGAAGAUCGAACAGAGUAUGCUUCGAGAUUCCCUGCAAGCCGGCGUACCUCCUCAUAUGAUUCCGCUCAUCUUCGCGGGCAUCAGCCAGAAUGGCGUCCCCCAAUCAGUCAUAGAAUGGGCCCAACAACAUAUGACACAGGCGCCUGCCGGUCCCCGUGCGCCACCACCUUCGGCACCGGCUCUAUCUCAUUCAUCCCAUCGGCGCAGCUUGCACGCCCGCGGAGAGUCUCGCUCCAUUCCUCCUGGCCCUUAUGCGGCUCCACCACCGCAACAUGUCAUACCUCCCCCGGGGAUCCUCUUAUCACAACCUCUUCCUCCUUCCGGGCCAUCACCCGCUCCGCAGCCACUCGGCCGGUCUCCAUUACCCAAUGGACCAGCUGAUCCCCGGGGUCCGCCUAUGCCCCGACCCAACCCUGGUGAACCGCUAACUCAGCAGCAACCUCCGAUCAACUUGAGCAAUGUUCAUUAUGCUCCGGGGUCAUCUAUCCCACAUGUUCAACAUGGAGGGAGCAAGCCGGAUAGCCACCACCGUCAAUCUCCAUCCCUGUAUUUUCAUCACUGGGUCCCUCCAAAUCAGUCCCACCCGAAUACGCCCUCUGGAAGGAUCCGACAAGAAUCGCCCUUCGCAUCGCAAGUUUCUCGUCGCCCAGAGAAUAUAAGCUCCCCGGGACGGAAAAGAAAAGCUACCGGUCCUCACCAGCCGGCUCCUUUCCCGUCAUCACGCCCUUCUGAAACAAUUCCCGGUACUUAUCAAGUCUCCCGACCAAGCUCCCCGGUUCCGCAUGCCGACGUUUCGGUUCAUAGCCGUCAGCACAGCGGCGCAUCCGCCAUGUAUGAGCCCCGUGGCCUACAACAGUCAGGUUUUGAACGCGGUAGCCGAGCUGCGAGCCCAGCUCAUCAUGCGCAGAGUGUGAUGCCUCCCACAGAAGACUCGGGUUUAAGGAAAGACUAUAACCGAGUGGACGCUCCAGAACGUCGGGGCGAGGCGGCUCCAACGGAGAGUAGCGUGCAGUACCCACCUGCAGCGUCCCAACCACAGUAUUCUUCCAGUAUCGGGACUGCGCCCCCUGACUCGGAUUUGGACAGCAGUCCCGGGCCCUCUCCGACUUCAGGGAUAGCUCGGGCACCCACCCGGCCCGGUGACCAUGGUGCUGCGCCCCCAAGGUAA